This is a messenger RNA of Penicillium paradoxum, 276 nucleotides long. RefSeq lists its product as uncharacterized. Bases 1 to 276 code for a protein of 91 amino acids. The transcript is spliced from 2 exons. NCBI's taxonomy places the organism in Eukaryota, Fungi, Ascomycota, Eurotiomycetes, Eurotiales, Aspergillaceae. The record is from RefSeq and is a predicted model, not a curated record.
AUGGCGCCAGAGUAUAUGCCAUCAAAACGGCCGACUUCCGCUCCAUCCCACCUCCUCGCCCCCUACCGUGCUGAACCGAUAAGAUAUCAGCGUUUGCAGUGUGAUAUUCAAGGUUAUAUGAUGUGUAGAUUGACAUUUCCAGACAACACCAAGCUGUUGAACUAUGUUCGCCUGAGGCACCCUAGAGCGAUUACUAUGGCAAGGAUCACCGGGAAGAGUGACUUUGAGAUAGAGGCAGGCCGAAACGCGAUGAAGCGUUGGAUGUUGUUGCAUUGA